Chlamydomonas reinhardtii is the source of this 784-nucleotide messenger RNA. RefSeq lists its product as uncharacterized. NCBI's taxonomy places the organism in Eukaryota, Viridiplantae, Chlorophyta, Chlorophyceae, Chlamydomonadales, Chlamydomonadaceae. Gene Ontology annotation, molecular function: DNA binding; protein heterodimerization activity; structural constituent of chromatin. Bases 54 to 365 code for a protein of 103 amino acids. Gene Ontology annotation, cellular component: nucleosome. Gene Ontology annotation, biological process: nucleosome assembly. The transcript has a single exon. The record is from RefSeq and is a predicted model, not a curated record.
AGUAAGCAAUUCCCCACUUCCUCGUUCGUUCACCUCACCGAACCAAAGUCAACAUGUCUGGACGCGGCAAGGGCGGCAAGGGCCUGGGCAAGGGCGGUGCCAAGCGCCACCGCAAGGUGCUUCGCGACAACAUCCAGGGCAUUACCAAGCCCGCUAUCCGCCGUCUGGCUCGCCGUGGCGGUGUGAAGCGUAUCAGCGGCCUCAUCUACGAGGAGACCCGCACCGUGCUCAAGACCUUCCUGGAGAACGUCAUCCGUGACUCGGUCACCUACACCGAGCACGCUCGCCGCAAGACCGUGACCGCCAUGGACGUGGUCUACGCGCUCAAGCGCCAGGGCCGCACGCUGUACGGCUUCGGCGGUUAAGCGGCCAGCCCCAGCCGGCACGCUGCGCACACUGUUGCGGUCCCUGUGACCCGCAAUAUCAAAACAAACUCGGUGUUUCUCAACACCACCCUUUGUUGGUGGAUACAGCUUGGGCGGGGGAAGGCUGUGGAUAUUGAUUGUGCACACAGUUUGGGUGGUGUACUUGUUCUCGCGUAUGCCUCAUUGCACUGCAGAAGGGUGACACGUGGACCCAGGGCGAAGCGCAUGUGCAUAGGAAGCGGGCAUGCGGACAAGGCCCCGCGCUCACACGUGGGGUGCGCGUCGUAGGGCUCCAGACAAACAUUAGGUGCUGAUCUGGUGGAGGCCAAUACCAGUACGGGACAACGCCAACCCUGCCCUGGACCCUGUCCCAUUGUGACCAACCGAGUACCAUCGUGUCAGUGUAACGUGUGGAAGUC